AACACCGAAAAAUAGCCUAUGAAAAGAUUAAUGAGCUCUAGAAGCCAUCAGGACUACGGUUUCAAAGAGGAUUAUGGGCGUGUAGCUGAAUUCGAUGCGUUCCCUUUUUUGUUGGUCAUGAUUUUCCUGCGGAGGCUUGUGCAGCUUUCGGUGCUGCUGAUCCACGCUGGAUGGUGGGGGGUCGCGCCGAGCCCCACCGAUGAGGGAGCACUCCGGACCGGCCACGGUGAGCACGGAGAGCCUGGACACCAAGAGCCUCACAAGGACUCCUACAGCACCUUCGCCUCCGAGUUUCUGGAGUCCAGAUAUCUGUCCGAUGAUGGUUACCCAUUCCCCACAGCACCCCCAGUCGACCCCUUUGCCAAGAUCAAAGUCAGCGACUGUGGAGUAACAAAGGGCUGCAUAAGGUACGGGAAACCGGGGUGUGAUGCAGAGACGUGUGACUACUUUCUGAGUUAUCGUCGCAUUGGGACAGAUGUGGAGUUUGAGCUGAGCGCGGAUACGGAUGGCUGGGUGGCCGUAGGUUUCUCAUCUGAUAAGAAAAUGGGAGGAGACGACGUUAUGGCCUGUGUGCAUGAUGAUAACGGGCGCGUGCGGAUACAUCACUUCUACAACGUCGGCCAGUGGGCCAAGGAGAUCAAGAGAAAUCCGGCUCGAGACGAAGAGGGCAUAUUUGAGAACAAUCGCGUCACCUGCCGUUUCAAGCGACCGUUAUACGUCCCCAGAGAGGAAACGCUUGUGGACUUACACCUCUCGUGGUACUACCUGUUUGCAUGGGGACCUGCUAUUCAAGGUUCCAUCACGAGGCACGACAUCGACAGUCCUCCAGUCAGCGAGCACAUGAUCAGCAUCUAUAAGUACGUGGACAUCUUCAUGCCCUCCACAGCUUAUCAGACAUUUAAUUCUCCCCUCUGCUUACUGCUCAUAGUAGCUCUCACCUUCUACCUGCUGAUGGGGACGCCAUAAUGAAGCACAGCACAGCAGAGAGAAGAUGA
This is a messenger RNA of Oreochromis aureus, 995 nucleotides long. RefSeq names its product DOMON domain-containing protein FRRS1L. NCBI's taxonomy places the organism in Eukaryota, Metazoa, Chordata, Actinopteri, Cichliformes, Cichlidae. The record is from RefSeq and is a predicted model, not a curated record. Bases 19 to 966 code for a protein of 315 amino acids. Gene Ontology annotation, biological process: regulation of glutamate receptor signaling pathway. The transcript has 6 exons.